CUUGAACAAAACGUUUUAUAAACUGAUGUGUUUGGAAUAUUGAUUGUCAAUAUUCGACACAAGAUUGAACAGGAGCAAACGCAUAUGCAUACGGGUACAAAAAAAUGGACUCAGCCUUGUUCUACGCGGACACAUAUUUCUUCACUCCUUUCAUAUACCCAUCAUCCGUCAUAGAGGAUAAUAUAAAAAGACAGGUGACGAGUCUGUACCUCCUAGCAUCCGCAUCCAGUCUCCUAUUCUACCUCAUCGCUGGCUCAAUCAACUUUUAUUUUGGCUUUGACCAAAACGUGAUGCAGCACCCGCUGUUUGGCAAGAAUCAAUUGCGACGGGAAAUUGAGCAUUCUUGUUCAGCCUUGGCGGUGCUGUCCUUCCUAUCUAUUCCAUUUCUUCUACUGCUUGUGAAUGGACAUUGCAAUCUACGGGAAAACUACGACACUGCACUUUUAGGGAAGUUCAGCGUUAUUCCUGAAUUAACUACUUGCUUACUAUUUAUCGACGUAUUCAGCUAUGGGGCACACCGUCUGGCUCAUCAUCGAUACUUCUAUAAACAUAUUCACAAACAGCACCAUUCUUACAAAGUUACAACGCCAUUUGCAAGCCACGCUUUCCAUCCUGUGGACGGACUAAUGCAGGUGCUUCCCUACUAUCUCUGUGGUAUAUUUAUCCCGAUUCAGAAACACGUCUUUUUGGGGAUGAUGGUCUUUGGAAAUGUCUGGGCUGUUUUUAUCCACGAUGGGAAAAUAGAGCUACCAAAGUGGACGGAGAGAUACAUAAAUGGAGCGCGCCACCAUGCGGAUCAUCAUUUAUCAUUCAAUUACAACUACGGGCAGUUUUUAACUGUUUGGGAUCGAAUGUUUGAUUCAUUAAAAGAAUUACGAAACUCAUCAGGUGAUGGGGCUGAAACAAAUGUGGACAAGAAUUGGAUAGAAGAGAUAGAGUUCAAAACAAAAAACGAAGUAAAAAGUGUCGAACUCCAUAGAAGUAAAACUAAAAGAAAGGUGCAUUCCCUUUCAGACAUGCCGAAAUGUGAAUGGAAAAUUCGACAAAUAGAGGACAAAAUUAUUACUGAAAGUCUUUGCGAUGAUGUAUUUGUUGAAAAAGGCAGAUGUAUACCUGAUCAACAAACUGCAAUUAAUAAUUUAACAAAAGAUUUCUGCUUCGAGUUUUUUCAAAAGCAGUGCUGCUUAUCUUGUUGUCGCCCUCAUUACUGUCAGAAUUUCUCACCAAUCAAACUACGACAACGUGCGAAUAGCAGCCGAGCGUAGCCUUGGCUUGUACGUAUAAUUAGAUACAGUUACAAACUUCCUGUCAAAAGUUAAUAUAAAACACCAUUCAAGCGUGAUCGAGAUACGACACAGAUGUGCACCCGGUCCUAUACACCGAUAGAACUCUUUCCAACAGCAGGGGUCUGCAAACAUAUUCCGUGUAGAUGUACGACCAACAGAACUACCCCAAGCACAAUAUUUCUGGCUGGUUGCUGUUUACAAAAUUGGCAAAAGUUAUGCACGUUCCAUAAAUUUCCGGACCAUUAUAAAAACACAACCGCAUUACUUAAUAAAGGGAUAGCUAUGUCAAGGAUCUAGUUAUUCGUGGGAAAUUAAAUUUUAAUGAAGAAUGUUGCAAUAGAAUUAUUACAAUACUUAAGGUGCUAUCUGCUGUUGGCAUAACCCGCGUAGAGUAUCCAAUCAAAUUUAUCGGAUGUAGGCCUACACAAAACAGUGGCACACCAGUUAGUGCAUCCUUAACAACAAAGAAAGUAAAAUAUCAAAACAUUUACAGAACAGACACAUUAAAAAAACUCUUUUCAUUAGCUUAAGAAGUAACCGAUAGCAACUCACAGAGACGUGUUUGCACAAACGCAAACAAAAUUGCGUUAGUGUCAAACGCGUCCAAUAUUGCCAUAUGAACCAAGAUUAAGCCCCUCUCCCACUAGGGGUUUUUUCAGCUUACGAGUUACAAGAGAAUGUCGAGUUGCUACGGUAACUCGGCAAAAACUCGUAGGACGAUUCGGAAAGCUCGGA
Molecule: messenger RNA, 2021 nt
Organism: Anneissia japonica
Lineage: Eukaryota; Metazoa; Echinodermata; Crinoidea; Comatulida; Comatulidae
Product: lathosterol oxidase-like
Exons: 4
Coding region: 105-1265 (386 amino acids)
Biological process (GO): lipid biosynthetic process
Molecular function (GO): iron ion binding; oxidoreductase activity
Source: RefSeq, a predicted model, not a curated record